Haplochromis burtoni (Burton's mouthbrooder) is the source of this 961-nucleotide messenger RNA. RefSeq lists its product as uncharacterized. The record is from RefSeq and is a predicted model, not a curated record. NCBI's taxonomy places the organism in Eukaryota, Metazoa, Chordata, Actinopteri, Cichliformes, Cichlidae.
AAGCAAAGAUCGGCUAUUCCACACUGAAGGUUGCUUGCUGAAGAAAAGCGUGGACUUUACCUCUGCAUUACCUCCACCGUGAAGACAGUCACUCAGAGAUGGCAUCUCAUGCUCAUGUGAUGUUCCUAGUUGGCACAUGUGUCUGCCUUCCUGUGGCUAUUCUUCUCCUCGUGUUUUCAUGUCGUGCUAUAAAACGCGGGCAGGUUCCUGUCAUCUACUACACAAACCUCCUCAUCACCACUCUCCUCCAGCUGUUCACAAUGAUCGCUUUGGUGGCAAACUCAGACCAGCUUCAGUACAACUCCUCCUCCGUUUCUUGUUAUGCCUUCAGUAUGAUGGCUAAUCUUGGCUUCAAAAUAUGCAUUUCUCUAGAAGGAUCUUUUAUCAUCGUCUUCAGACAGUUGGACAGCAUCAGACAAACUACGAUUUCUGUGCUGGCUUGCGCUGUGAUCUGGGUCAUUUGCAUUAUUACCAUCUCCGUUGCUGCAGAAAAACAAUUUAUUGUUUGUAUUCUGGCCGUACUCCUUGCUCCACUGUACAUCCUCUGCUUAGCAGGGACCCUCAAAUGUCUGCCUGCUGCCACGCCAGUGCCUGUUAAGGAAAAACGAAGAAUUGUGGGAGCAGUAGUUCUACUGUUCCUUAACUACUUCGUGAUGAUCUUGCCAAUGAUCGUUUUGAUUUUACACUACAGAGCUGACAUGGAAGGGUCACAUUCCUUAGAUGUUAUUGUGGCCUUAUUUCUGUUCAGUCCUUUUGUGGACUUGAUUCUUUUCUUUUUCAUGUGUGACUGGUUCACUGACAAGCUGGUGGCAUCUUUGUUCUGCUGCAUCAAGGUUGACAGCACCCCAUCAACAACAGUGUGACCGACGGUAGGACAGACAGGUGGCUUGAUUUAGGCAGAGAGAAGAAGAAGCAAAAUACGAUGAAAAUGCACGAAUAAAUAAAUUCUUUACAAAUCCUA